This is a messenger RNA of Lytechinus pictus (painted urchin), 1520 nucleotides long. RefSeq names its product centromere-associated protein E-like. Lineage: Eukaryota; Metazoa; Echinodermata; Echinoidea; Temnopleuroida; Toxopneustidae. The coding region runs from base 38 to 1171 and encodes 377 amino acids. The transcript is spliced from 8 exons. The record is from RefSeq and is a predicted model, not a curated record.
AACAAAAUAGGACGGCUUCCACGUCUGAAUAUAUUGAAUGUGCAUGGAAGAAAAAAGAAUAAUUUAUUUUAUUUUAAUCAUUCACUUUCGCAUCCUCUUUUCUUUCGUCUUCCAUGCACUCCUCUCUGAUCUUACCAGGGCCGUUGAUACUGAACAAGAAAGGCGUAUCAAGAAAGAAUCACGUGACAUGAGACGCGCAAGCGCAGUUUUGAGUCCAGUGAAUAAAGAACUCAAAUCCAUUGUUCAUAAAUCAAAGAAAACAGAGAAGAAAAAGGAAAAAGAGAUUAUCACGAAAGUGGAAGAGAAACUUGAUACUGUUUUAGAUCAACUCCUUCAUACUGAUCAUCUGAAGUCUAUGGAGGAGACUGAAAAUACAGAGCGAGAAUGGCGAAUGCGACGAAUGGAAGACCUCACAGAUUUUGAUAAGGCUGAAGCUGACAAAACCCUACUGACCGAAGUCAAGACGAUGUCGAACGUGGCCAAAGCACGACGUUAUGUCGAGACCGAACUCAUGGGAGCUUUCCACGACCUCGAAGAAGUUCACGACGAAGUCGAACACGGAGUGGACGAUCUUUAUCGUGAGCUCAAGGAUGAUUUUGUUCUUUCGUUCAAACGCACCACACAUCUCAUGAAAGUUCAUGCUUUGGAAGAAAAUGAACGUCGAAGGCGUCUUCAGGAAAUUGAGAAAUUUGUAGAUGAGAAAAAGAGCGACCCCGUACACGAUAAAGCAAUGGAUUCCAAGGAUAUGAUGCAGGAUGAACUUACUAGAACCUUUGCCACUGUACAGUUAGCUGAAGCAGAAGAGGAGGAAACAUGUCGGGCAAGGACUGAGGUCAUGAUGGGGGAAGCUCUGGGAGAACUUCUACAUUGUCGAAACAGUCAACUUGCAGACAACGCAUGCGUGGAGGAACGAAAGCGACGAAUCAAAGAGGCGGAAUCAGAGCUUCAGUCGAGUCAUGUUGACCCGAUCAAGGAGCGCAUGCGUGAUGCUGUAAAACUAGUUCAAGAACAGAUGCUGAUCAAGAAGUUUCACGGCAAGAAAAUACAGCCUCGAUCUGAACCUCCAAACAAUGCUAGUUCAGAGGAAGAGAGUUUAAAUGACCAAAGAUUACGCCAGAUGAGGAUGAAAGCACGAAGAAAAUCAUGCGUUCAAGGAUAUUCGGAUGUAUAACAAUACCAUUCAAGCAUCGAUCUCCCUAGUCAUGUAUCUCAUCUCUUCAUAAACAUCAUCAUACACAGGGUUCCAAAACGCUUGGCUAUGAUAUUUUCUAUGGACGAAGCUUAAUUACUUAACAUUUUAGAAUAAGGCCAUAGUGAUGAAGGAGCAGCCUAUUAUUGUUAAUUACCGAAGUAUUUACCAGAAUUAACAUUAAAUACAAAUAAAAAUUGAACCUCGUUCGUUUGAGUGUUUCUCAUUUAUUUCUUUAAAACACCAGACAACACCAUAUCAUAUAUUGCACUCUCUUCUGUUAAUGUAUAUCAAUACACUAAUAAAUUAAGAAUAAGAAUUAAUGGAUCGG